UUCGGCAUAGGCUAUGAUGUUCUAACUUUUAACUUUGAGGUUACGACGUAAAUGUUGGUUUUAUCUAUGGUACAAUCUGAUUACUGUCGAAUGUCGGAUAGUGGUAAACGUGAAUAAUAUUUAUGUUUGCUAUUUUAAGUUGUUUAUAUUUAAUGAGCUGUUAGAAGUUUCUAAAUGUCGAAAGAAACGGACGAUGUAGAGAAGAAAUCGGUGAUUAUUUUUGGUCGAGAUGUAAGCACCAUACCCUGCUUCAGAAAUAGCUUCUUGUAUGGAAUUGAAAGUGGAUUUGUAGGAGGCUUGACUUACUUCUUGUUCACCAGCAAUACCAGAGUGGCAACACAUGUGGGAUUCACAUCAUUUGUUAUUGUUACAAUGUCUUACUGGUUUCACUGUCGAUGGCAGUGGUCCAAGGAGAAAUUUACACAUGGUCAGUUGCAGGCUGUUAUGAAGAAGCAUGCAAUGUACGAAGGAACUGAUUAUGAUCUGACUCACAAAGGUGAAGUGCGUGAUGUUAAAAAUGAACCAUGAGAUUCACUUUUAUGAGGUGCUGUGACAGAAUCAUGUAGCAAUUGAACUGUAUAUUGACAGGUACAAGUUAAAAUAUAAUGUGUUUUAUUUAAGAAAUUUUACUGUGGAUUAAAAAAAAUAUCAAAUUGUUAUGUUUUCUGUAUGGGUAUUUAGGUAUAUCUUACAUGAAUUAUGUCUCCUGAAUUUUCUAGUCUCAUUAGUAUUUUAUGAUGAUUCUAGCCAGGUUAAGAUUUUAAAGCAAAGUUUUUUUUAAACAAAAAUAAAAUCAAGUAAUACAUGCAUAGGCAUUCUUCUCCAAUAUUAAAAUAUUAAAGGAGUAUGUGUGGAUUGGAUUCAACAGGCUCAGGAUAGGCAGGUUGUUGUGAACUUUCAUGUUCCAUAAAGGACACCAAAAUUCCUGGUCAGCUGAAUGUUAUUGGCUUUUCAAGGGCAUUGCUCCGUGAAGUUUAUGGUACAGGAAUACUCCCAAUGUUUCAAGACAAAAUCCAUCGAUACAUUUACUUUUGAGAUUAAACCAUUUUUAAUUUAGUACAAUGUGUUUGAAAAUUAUAUUUUUCCUGUUUUCAGCAUAAAUAAAACACUGUUGACAUACAAAAGUAA
Molecule: messenger RNA, 1128 nt
Organism: Zootermopsis nevadensis
Lineage: Eukaryota; Metazoa; Arthropoda; Insecta; Blattodea; Termopsidae
Gene: l(3)87Df
Product: cytochrome c oxidase assembly factor COX20 lethal (3) 87Df
Biological process (GO): mitochondrial respiratory chain complex IV assembly
Cellular component (GO): mitochondrial inner membrane; mitochondrion
Source: RefSeq, a predicted model, not a curated record